UCCGGUAAAACCCCAAAUUUGAUGAGUAAACAAGCAACCAAAAACAAUGAAGAAGCUUCUUCUCUCCCAAAUUAGCCGCUACUCUCCACACUCCCUGAACCCUAAACCCCUGUCUUCACUAUUCCACAGGCAUUCCUUCUCUUCAAAUGUCCCAAUCGAGCCCGUUGCUUACCCACUAAAACCCAAGGACGAUCAAAAUCUCCAAGAAUCAGUACCAAAUCCCAAAGAAGACGAACCAAAUCAAAACCCACAACAAUGGAGUCGCGAGGAUAUCAGAUAUGUGAAAGACGCGGCUGCAACAAUUUCGCUGCAAUCCUACCCGACCCGAGUUGCGCCACUGCCCGAGGACAAGAAAGAAGAAGAAAUUCAACGAGUUGAACCUGAAAAUGGUAGAAUGGUAUUCAGGAAAGUUGUGGAAGAAGAGGAGAAGGUAAAAGUUGGGUUCCCGCGAUUGAUAAAGGCGGUUAAGAAUGAAAAGAGGGCGGUUUUUGAUUUGAUGGAUGCUAUUCGGGAAGUGAAGGCGAAUGCGAGAAACACGUUUGAUGAGACUGUUGAAGCUCAUGUGCGACUGGGUGUUGAUAAGAGUCGUUCAGACCUUAUUGUUCGUGGUACCAUGACUCUGCCUCAUGGUGAUAAAAAGGUUCUCAGAAUUGCUGUCUUUGCUGAAGGAGCUGAUGCGGAUGACGCGAGAGCUGCUGGUGCUGAUGUUGUUGGGGGUGCUGAUCUUAUUGAUCAAAUUGCAAGUGAUGGCAAGAUUGACUUUGACAAGUGUUUCACAACUACUAAAAUGUUUCCCCGUGUAGUCAAGUUAGCAAGGAUUCUUAAUCGUCAUGGACUGAUGCCAGAUGCCAAACAAGGAACUGUUGUCAAGGAUAUUUCUAGGGCUGUAAAAGAAGCAAAGAUGAAUCAAAUUAAGUUUAAGAUGGACAAAGCAUCAAUUGUGCAUGUGGGAGUUGGGAAGGUGAGUUUCACGGAGGAAUAUUUGCGCGAGAAUCUUGGUGCAUUUAUGAAUGCAAUUUUACAAUCAAAGCCUGCUGGCCUAAAGAAGACUUCCAAGUAUGCUGGGUAUGUGAACAGCGUCCAUAUAUGUAGCACGAUGGGACCCGGAUUCCCCGUUUCAAUACAGUCAUUAUCCAAAGCAGUAGAUCACUACAACAAAGUUCACCUAAAAUCGCCAGCGUAAUUUUGAAUUGAAUCAGUUGCGCUAGUUGCCCUGGUUAGUAUAGGAGUAUUAUUUCAGUAUUGAAAUUGAUUGAUUUUGUCUCGAUAAUGCUCUAGUAGUUGAAACAUUGUUGUUGACAGUCGCUCUGAACUCGAGAAUAUUUAUUGAAUCAAUUUGGUGAGUUGGCUCCUUAGUUAUGGGAGUCACCGAUGUUAGCACAUAGGAUGUAACUUGCGAGUGCUUCAUGGUUUUGUUUUUGCCAAAGCUCUACAAAAGAAGCAGCCAUUUGAGUUGCUGUGGCUUCCUAGUUA
Messenger RNA from Mercurialis annua (annual mercury), 1473 nucleotides. RefSeq lists its product as uncharacterized. The record is from RefSeq and is a predicted model, not a curated record. Gene Ontology annotation, biological process: translation. The transcript has 10 exons. Gene Ontology annotation, cellular component: large ribosomal subunit. NCBI's taxonomy places the organism in Eukaryota, Viridiplantae, Streptophyta, Magnoliopsida, Malpighiales, Euphorbiaceae. The coding region runs from base 47 to 1183 and encodes 378 amino acids. Gene Ontology annotation, molecular function: RNA binding; structural constituent of ribosome.